Molecule: messenger RNA, 683 nt
Organism: Eptesicus fuscus (big brown bat)
Lineage: Eukaryota; Metazoa; Chordata; Mammalia; Chiroptera; Vespertilionidae
Gene: LY6H
Product: lymphocyte antigen 6 family member H
Exons: 4
Coding region: 117-539 (140 amino acids)
Biological process (GO): acetylcholine receptor signaling pathway
Cellular component (GO): plasma membrane
Molecular function (GO): acetylcholine receptor binding; acetylcholine receptor inhibitor activity
Source: RefSeq, a predicted model, not a curated record
CGCUCCCCGCGCCCGCGCCGCCCGCCCGGAGCCUCGGAGCGCCGACGCCCGGGGAUGCCCGCGCCCCAGAGGACCCCGCCCGCAGCGCCCACGCCUUCGCGAGGCCCGCCCGGAGCAUGCUGCCCCCGGCCAUGAGGGGCCUCGGCCUGGUGCUGCUGGCCGCCCUCCUGUGCUCUGCGCCCACUCACGGCCUGUGGUGCCAGGACUGCACGCUGACCACCAACUCCAGCCACUGCACCCCGAAGCAGUGCCAGCCCUCGGACACAGUGUGUGCCAGCGUCCGCAUCACCGACCCCAGCAGCAGCAGGAAGGACCACUCGGUGAACCGGAUGUGUGCUGCCUCCUGUGACUUCGUCAAGCGGCACUUUUUCUCAGACUACCUGAUGGGCUUCAUUAACUCUGGGAUCCUGAAAGUAGACGUGGACUGCUGCGAGAAGGAUUUGUGCAACGGGGUGCCCGGGCCGGGGGGCAGCCCCUGGGCCCUGGCCGGGGGGCUCCUGCUCAGCCUGGGGCCCGCCCUCCUCGGGGCUGGGCCCUGAGGUCCCCCCUCCCCACGGGCCUCUAAGCUGUUCCCUGGGCCUGGCUGCCCUCCUCAGCCUGGCUCGGCUGGGCCUGGCUCCACGUCCGAGGCCCUUGCCCCUCCCUGUCUCUCCACCAGCUCUGAGUCCCAGCCAGCUGGUCAC